Molecule: messenger RNA, 3350 nt
Organism: Branchiostoma floridae (Florida lancelet)
Lineage: Eukaryota; Metazoa; Chordata; Leptocardii; Amphioxiformes; Branchiostomatidae
Product: neurogenic locus notch homolog protein 1-like
Exons: 16
Coding region: 507-2579 (690 amino acids)
Biological process (GO): immune response; axon guidance
Cellular component (GO): membrane
Molecular function (GO): calcium ion binding; tumor necrosis factor receptor binding
Source: RefSeq, a predicted model, not a curated record
CAGGUUCUUUGUGACAGACAGCUCCAUUCACCGUCACGGUGGCUGUUCAUCUAUUGGCUGAUGUUGACCGCAGGUGCAGUGAAGGCGGGAGGGUAAGGAUAAUACCGUAUGUUUACCUUGAGCUCUCGCCACGCCUCCGAAACACAAAGCUCCUGCGCAACAAGUCAAGACUAUGCGAGGCAGAUCAGGUAAAAAGUUUUAUCGGAAAUCCGGUAUAUCUGCUCAUCGUAUCCUCGGUGAUCGGUAGAUCUUAUGUUCCAGAGUCAUAUUUCAAGACUGGAAGUUGUGGUCAAGAAAGACACUGAGUUGUAUGCGUCGUGUUUAAAGAACGUUUGGUUUCUUCCUCUGAACUUAACGUGUGGCAUGCAUAUUGAGGCGGUUGUUUUGGACGCACGCCCAUUCUGUGUUUUGAGUCACAGGGGCCUGUUGGACACCUCUGGUGAAGUGUUGAGCUGUAUGGACAGGCAGUUGGCUUUGGAAACUAUGUUGUACUGACUGUAUCCAACAUGGAUCAAGAAAACGUGAAUUCUGUGAAACAAGAUGCGCGAUUCUACGAAUCUACGGAGUCUACGGAGUCUAGAACAAACGACAGAAAACAGAACACCUCGUCUGUGUUGUUGUUGUUGUUCGUGCUUUUCUCGGUGAUGAAUGCAGCGGGGUAUAUGCACUUAGCAAUGCGCCUGGCACAUGUUGAAGGCCAGCUUGCGAACUCUGGACAUUCAAAGAGCGAGACUGAUGGACAACAACAUGUCAUAGAGCAGUUUGAUCAGAACUGGGAACAACCAGCAAACAAAGAGCAAAGUACGGGGGCCCUCAAAUCUUCAACCUCCCUGCACCUACACCUGGGGCGGAUGAAACGAUCAGAACAUGGGUCUUCUGAAGAGACUUGGGAAGUGCGUCUGUACCACCCGAAAAGCGGGAAUGGCAAAAGGCACAAGCGGCACCAUGACAUGGCCAAGGGUGUGGUGGAGGUGAAAAUUGGCGGGAAAUGGGGCCGGAUCUGUGACAGGAACUGGGGCCUUGCCGAGGCGAACGUUGUGUGCAGGCACCUCGGGCACGACGGUGCGACCAGGUCCUACAAGAGGGCUGCUGCCAACUAUGGACAGUACUUCAGUCCACACUUCUCCCUGAGUGAUGUGGAGUGCACAGGAACUGAACAAUCCCUCCAGGAGUGCCGACACGUUUUCGAAACCACUUUGUGUGAGGGGAAAUCUCGGAGCAAAUUGACAGCUGGGGUUAAGUGCGCAGUUACGGACGAGUGUGCGUCCAGCCCAUGUAAGAACAGUGGGACCUGCCGAGACGGACAGGACCGCUACACGUGUGACUGUCCUCCAGGAUGGGAGGGGAGGAACUGCGAGAGAGAGAUCAACAAGUGCGCCUCCUCUCCUUGUAAAAACAACGCCACCUGCCAUGGCGGACAGUAUGAGUUUAGCUGUCACUGUGCUGCAGGGUGGGAGGGGAAGACAUGCGAGAUCAGUACAGAUGAAUGUGUGUCCAGCCCAUGCCAAAACUUCGGAUUGUGUGAAGAUAGACACCACGGAUACACGUGCGUGUGUGAACCAGGGUGGGAGGGUCUUCACUGUGAGAUUGAAGUCAACGAGUGCCUGCCCAACCCGUGUCAGAAUUCAGGAGAAUGUCACGAUCUCCAAGGCGGCUACCGGUGCGACUGUCAGCCUGGCUGGGAGGGUCCUCACUGUGAAAUCAGUAAGGCACCAUAUGAUUACUCGGAUGAAUGUGAAAUGAACCCCUGCCAAAACAACGCCACCUGUGUGGAUGGAGUAAACAACUACAGCUGCCUGUGUAACCCGGGGUGGGAGGGACAUGACUGUGACAUACACAAGUGUGACUCCGACCCCUGCAGAAACAAUGGAACAUGCCAGGUGACCCUAGGUGGAUACGUGUGCGCAUGCGCACCCGGAUGGCUAGGACAUCAUUGUGAAAACUUGGAGAACCUAUGUGACUCCAGCCCCUGUCAGAAUAACGGCACGUGUCAUAACGGCGGGGAUCACUACAUCUGCCAGUGUCAGCGCGGAUGGGUCGGGGUUCACUGCGAAACUGUCCAAGUCGAAAACGAACACAGUGCCCAAGUAUCGUCCAACGAGUCAUCGAGCCAUGGAAAUCUCGGCAUAGAUUCGAGGUCCUCCUCAGCCUGGGUGCACAUAGCGGCCAAACCAGCUUCUAAUUACCACACCGUUACGAUAACGCCUAGUAACAGGGUGUUGGCGGGUCACUGGGACUGGGAAAGGAUCCACACCAACAAAUUCCACUUUGACCAGGGAAAGCUGGAGAUACUGGAAGAAGGAGACUACUACAUAUAUAGCCAGGUCCAUUUCAUCGAGAAUGAAAAAGUCGCCCUCACAACCAGCUACACAGUCAAGGUGUUGACCAGGCGUGGUCAAGAUGACUUCCUGACAUGCGUACAUGAGAUGUACGGAUUUCCACCCUACAAGACGUGCUUCACAGCGGGCAUGCGCAAACUGCACAAGAAGGACGUAGUGUAUCUGUACGUCCCUUGUGACCAGUGUGUCAUCUCUCUGGACCACGACACCACGUUUUUCGGCGUCAUGAAGAUUAAUUAAACUUACGUGCACAGUUCAGCAUCAUUUGGUUGUUAUAGCGAGUAAUACAAUGGCAUCUUAUUGUGACAAAAUUCAAGUCGCAAAAUUGGAUAUUCUUCAUGUACAGCCUGACCCUUUACAAAAUGUCCCAGUUGUUUGAGUAACUUUGUUUUGAGUAUAUAAUUACACGAAUGUCUAAUCUUCAUCGACGUAAAUCAUAGUUGAUAAGUUCAUCAUUAUAUGAUAACAGCUUCAAUGAAAUAGAAUAUUAACCUUAUACGGUGACUUACUAUAUACCUUGUAUAGACAUAUCAUAACAAUAUGAUAUCUAUUAAGGCACGCAGCAAAUAUUCAUGCUGUUGUGUUUUGUUAUGGUUUUGUUUUUGGCAUUGUGUAUGUAUAGCACAUCAAAUUCAAAAAGAUUUCAUUCAAAUGUGACCACGGAGUCUGUGCAAAGAAAGGUGUUGCAGCUACUUCACUGCCAAAGCAUAGUAGACUGUAUGUAUAUAUGAUUUGAUAUGAAAAUGACGGUGGAUAGAAUGUAUAUCAUGAUCAUUGGGUUUGACUAGGUUAUCGUAACAUUAUCUAUUUCACUAUCGCAUGUUUGAUAAAUGGAAUAGUCACUCCACAUCUAGUAAUUUUUGGUGAACAGAGCAUGUAUAUCAUUAAUUGAUUUUUCACAGAGCCAAGGUUUCAUGGGUUGACCGCAGCCCAACACGGAGUAGAGUGAACCGUGAUGAGUUCGAUGUAAUGUUUUGAGAAACACAUAUCUGUUUUGGAAAUAAACCUUUC